Contarinia nasturtii (swede midge) is the source of this 2738-nucleotide messenger RNA. It is a transcript of the gene CrebB, whose product is annotated as cyclic AMP response element-binding protein B. Gene Ontology annotation, molecular function: RNA polymerase II cis-regulatory region sequence-specific DNA binding; DNA-binding transcription factor activity, RNA polymerase II-specific; protein binding. The record is from RefSeq and is a predicted model, not a curated record. Lineage: Eukaryota; Metazoa; Arthropoda; Insecta; Diptera; Cecidomyiidae. Gene Ontology annotation, biological process: regulation of transcription by RNA polymerase II. Gene Ontology annotation, cellular component: nucleus; transcription regulator complex. The transcript is spliced from 7 exons. The coding region runs from base 1125 to 2012 and encodes 295 amino acids.
UCGAAACGAAAGAAAGCCUCAUUUUCGGUACGAUGUAAUUUAUUUGCCAUGAAAAUACAAAUACACAUUGCACAUCACGACUCGUAUGUGUAAUCACAUUGACCAUCAGAAUUCAAAUUUGAAACGAGAAAUUACGUCGUUUGAUGGAUUUUGUGUGUGUGUGUGUGUGUAUGUGUGUGUAUGUGUCUGUGUGUGUACGGGUAUGGGUAUGUAUGUCUGUUCGGUGCACAAAUACGAUUCCCUCGAAAUAAUGGUUCGUCGUUCAAAUGCAUGACGCGAACAAAACCGUAUUUAUUACGAUGAAACUGUAAGUGAACUCUGUUUGAUUCCGAAUGCAUGUAUUGGUUUGAACGAUAGAGUUGCUCAUGUAUGAGUUUUCCGAAAAAUGAAGAAAAAAACAUAUAUUCAAACAAGAAUUUGCUGUGAUGACCGAAUUUGCUGUGAUGAACAAAGUCACAUUCAAUAUAAUGUUGCACAGUUUCGUAUUCGAUCAAGUACGAAUAAUAUGGAAGUGUGUGUAAUAUUGUUGCCUGCGUGUGAUUGUCAGUAUAGCUCUCUCUCGUUCAUACAUAAUGGCAAAAAGGUAGCACGAUAUCUUGUUGGUCCCAAAAUACCAUAACAAAUACACAUUCGUUUCGUGUAUAAUAUACGCACACACACAGAGAGAGAGCAUGGCUUUCCGUCACUUUCGCACGGUCAAACAGUUUCUAUGCGCGUAAGCGAAACGGAGCACAUGCUAUUUAAAUAGACAAUCGUUCGACUCGCAAUCACUGGCAAUGCUUUUGACGUGGCUUUUACGUCGUUUAGUACAGUAGACUAUAUGAGUUGCGAGUGAGAGCGAUCACAGCAGCGACUGCGACAGCAACAGCACCGAAUCGUGUGUGACGAAUACGUGAUAUAUACGUAAGUAAGUGAAGUCGAAUCAAUGAAUACGGAGUAAAUCUUUUAGAAAAACGUGUCUAUGAGAGAAAAACAUUAGGUCGAAUAUAAAUACUUAAAAAACGGUGAAAAUAUACAACAUUUGUAAUAAAAAAGGUGAAAAGAAGUGUUGUGUAAGACACUAAUCAGAUUGGUGUAAAGAUAAGAAAGAGAGUGCGUGUGUGUGAGUUGGCAACUGAGUUGCUAUGGAAAGCAACAUGGUCGAAGAGAAUGGUAAUUCGAGUCUCGACCAAUUGGGCGGUGAAUCAGCAGCGGCACACAAUAACACCGACGACAAUUCAACACAUCAAGCACAACAAUCACAGUUAUCCUCAUCGUUGCAUCACCAGCAACACCAACACCAACAUCAACAACGGCAACAGGACGCUUCACCGUCAGGCGCUGUAUUGGCAACGUCAGCAAACAUUGUCCAAUUUAUUCCAACCCAAAGCGUACAGGCUCAAUCUGUAAUACAGGCCAAUCAAUCAUCGGUCAUACAAACAGCAGCCAAUCUACAGCCGCUACUGGGGAAAAGUGUUUUGUAUGUGAAUAAAGGAAACUCAGUUAUACACACGGCACCCGGCAUUCAAGUUCAGAUCAAACCGGAACCAAAUUCUCUAUCGCAUCAAGUGCAUGCCGCAGAUACGAACAGUGAUAAUGACAGUGUGAGCGACGAUGAUUCACUGAAACGACGGAGGGAUUUAUUGACACGACGACCAUCCUACCAUAGAAUUCUUAAAGACAUUACUGGCCCCGAUAUUGCUGUACUUCCAACAUCAGCGCUCCAAAUCGCAAGUGUACAAGGUGCCGACGGUUUACAUGCGAUACAAACAAGUGGCAGCGGCGGAACAAUCGUGCAAUAUGCGGCACAAAAUCCGGAUGGACAAUUUUUCGUACCUGCUGAAGACCAAUCACGAAAACGUGAGAUUCGAUUGCAAAAGAAUCGAGAAGCAGCUCGUGAGUGUCGCCGCAAAAAGAAGGAGUACAUUAAGUGCCUCGAAAAUCGUGUUGCCGUAUUAGAGAAUCAAAAUAAAGCGUUAAUCGAAGAGCUAAAGUCACUAAAAGAGCUCUAUUGUCAGCAGAAAAGCGAUUGAGAUACCGAAUAGCAUCCGCAUUAAUGCAUCCAUACCCGAAAAGUACUGCUAGCAAAAAAAGCAAAAAUCGAGAAAAAAACGAAGAAGAAAAAAUUGAGAUAGGCGCGAUGAGUUCAGGCAGUGUGCAUAUUUUUUUAUGUAGUUUCUUUUUAUUUUGUUACCUGUAAACCAAUCGACAUCUUCAAGUGUAUAAAACUGAGAACAUAGAGUACUAGUUAAAAAAAGUCAAGUGCAUGCCAUCACACAUUUAUUAGGAAACACAUAAAAACCCUUAAAGUCUGUGACUGACGGGCCAUGUGUUGUUCUCUCUCUAUCUCUUUGUUUUUCUUUUCUUUUUUCUUGUCAGUUUAGAUAACUUUUGUAAAAUCUAUUUAGAAAAAAGAAACAAAGAGAAAAAGACAAUUGUACAUUUACUAUACGUUUUCCAUCCACCCCUUUUUAAGAAAACACAGUUCCAAUUUUAAUUCUACAAUUGAAAUGUUUUGCUAGAGCAAAAGUUCUGCUAUCGACCGACUUGCAUUUCUUACUUUUUAUUUUUGUUUUAACUAUCCUUUUCUUCUUUUUUAGUUAUUUUAUAAAUAUUAUUAAUAGUAUAUUUGAGAGAAAAAUCAUAUGUUUCUUUGGUAAUUAUAAGAAGAAGAAAAACACAAUUAUAAAUUUAUGUAUAAAGAGAUAUAUUUAAAAGAAAAACAUACACUUGAAAGAAAAAAAAAUCUUUGAAAAAAC